AUGGAUUACAAUAGCCGACAACUUGCGGAAGAUUAUUUUCUUCGAGUGCCGGCUGACGCUCGAAUAAGAAAACCUAAAGAUGAAGUGGAAGAUGAUCCUCAUCCUAACCUUAAGGUUGAAAUGCAAACAGUUCGUCUUAACGCUGAUUCACAAAAGCUUGUUUUAGAAACAUUAAGGUUUAUCCAUGGCCCUGAUUUUAAAUUAGGCAGUGCUAGCUUGUAUAAGGAUAAAGGUUCUAAUCUCAGUAAUAGGUAUUGGAUGGAAAGAGGUAACCUAGUGGUUCGAGGUGGCUGUGAUUAUUCUCUUACUGCUAAACCAGAUAUUAAGUCCUCUGAGGCUAGAUUAAGGGAAUUUGCAUUGUUAAAAUUAGAAAAAUAUAGUUUUCAUAAGGCACAUUGUGCAGAAGCUUUAGAAUAUGCAGCAGAAAAUGUUGAAAAGGCAUUAGAAAUUCUAUUUAUAAAAUAUUUAAAUGUCACUGAAAAUAAAAAACCAGAAAAUGUUCCUACACAAACUGAGUUGUUAGAAAUGAGAAUGGAUGAAAAAGCAGUACUUGAAUCUAUUUAUGAAAACAGCUUUAAAGUUAAGGACUCUAAUAUAUGGACAGUGACCUUAAAAUUAGACUAUAUAACUAAAUUAUAUAAAAACCAACAACCUCAGGUUGUUAAAAAAAAGGAAAAUACAAACACAAAUUUUAAAACGAAAAAGAAAGAAGCAUGUAAACUGUUCUUACGAGGCUCUUGCAGGUUUGGUGCUAAAUGUAAAUUUUCACAUGAAACAGUUGAAGUUAAAACUAGUGAAACUCAAACUAAAGAUAAUGAAAAUAUUUCUUAUGAAUUAGAAAUAAGAUUUACAGAUGAUACUUUAUAUCCUUAUCAGCCCCCUUUAAUAUUUUUCAAAUUGGGCCAAAGUACAGACUUGAUACCAGAGGUUACUUGUUUAAAAGUAACUGCUAGAUUGUAUGAAGAAGCCAAAAUAUUAUCUCAAGAUGGUAUACCAAGUAUAUACUCUUUAGUUGAAUUAUUAAAUAACGAAGAAGAUAUAGUGAAUUUUAUAAAAUUUGAUACAAGAACAUUUCCUGAUGCUUCAGAAGCAUUAUUCCCGCAGUUGUUAGAAAACAAUGAUUUAGAAAAACAAAACUUACCGUCUCAUUACAAAAAGGGUGCUGCUAGAGAAAAUAGGGCUGAUGUUAAUUUUGAUGAGAUUUUAAAAGAAAAUAGUGAAUUAGCAAAAUGGUGGGCGGAGAAAAGAGAUAAUAAUAGGUAUAAUAAAAUGAUGUCAAGUAGAAGAAAUCUCCCUGCAUGGCAGAAGAGAAAAGAAAUUUUAGACGCAAUGAAAAAAUCUCAGGUAAUAGUUAUAAGUGGUGAAACAGGCUGUGGUAAAAGUACACAAGUACCUCAAUACAUAUUGGACGAUUGGCUAAAUAAUUUUAAUAAGGGUAGUAGAGACCAUGUAGAGAUAGUUUGCACUCAGCCAAGAAGGAUAUCGGCCAUUGGAGUGGCUGAUAGGGUAGCGGAGGAAAGGGUUGAGAAAACAGGACAAGUUGUUGGGUAUCAGAUAAGAUUAGAAAGCAAAAUAUCUUCAAAGACCCGUCUAACAUUUUGUACAACGGGUAUAUUGUUAAGACGAUUAGAAUAUGAUCCACAGUUAAAGUCUGUCACUCAUAUCAUUGUCGAUGAAGUACAUGAAAGGUCUGAAGAGAGUGACUUUCUUUUACUCAUUGUGAGGGAUUUGAUUAAAGUAAGAAAGGAUUUGACAGUUGUUCUAAUGAGUGCAACAUUGAAUGCUGAUUUAUUCUCUGAAUACUUUAGUAAAGUGCCGGUUUUGGAAAUACCAGGGAGAACUUUCCCUGUCGAGCAAUUAUUUUUAGAUGAUAUAAUGGAUAUGACGAAUUAUGUUUUGGAAGAAAACGGACCAUAUGCUCGUAAAGUUAAAAAAGGGGAAAAGAAACAAGAUUUUGAAACAGAGCUAGAAACGUGUGAUGUUCGAUCUGAAGCAACAGAGCCGCCUAAAACGAAUAUACGAGAUGAACAUCUAAAUAUAUCACAAAUGGUAGCGAGAUACCCAAAGUGUAGUAAAACUGCGUGUAAAAAUUUAUAUGUAAUGGAUACUGAAAAGAUAAACUUAGAUCUCAUAGAACAUGUCUUAACAUAUUUAGUAGAAGGUGACCAUAAUUGGCCGAGAGAAGGCGCCAUAUUAAUAUUUUUACCUGGUAUUGGUGAAAUUAUGUCCUUAUAUGACCAGUUAGUUGAAAGUCAUACAUUUAGCCCAAAAACAGGUAAAUAUGUUCUCGUGCCGCUUCAUUCAACAUUGUCCAGUGAAGAACAGUCAUUAGUAUUUAAGAAGCCUAAGCCCGGUGCGAGGAAGAUUGUGCUAUCUACGAAUAUAGCGGAAACCUCCGUUACAAUAGAUGACUGUGUCUUUGUUGUGGAUUGUGGACGGAUGAAGGAAAAGAGGUUCGAUUCAAACCGCAAUAUGGAGUCUCUAGACUUAGUGUGGGUAUCCCGAGCUAACGCUAAACAACGUAAAGGGCGAGCGGGGCGAGUAAUGCCGGGUGUUUGUAUACACUUAUUCACCUCGCACAGAUAUCAAUAUCAUCUAUUAGAACAACCUGUACCAGAAAUCCAUCGAGUACCCUUGGAACAAUUGAUUUUGAAACUUAAGAUACUACCAUUGUUUCAAGCUAUGAGUGUGCAUGAUGUUUUAGGUAAAACAAUAGAGCCACCACUGAAAUCCAACAUAGACGGUGCACUCACCAGGCUACAAGAUGUAGGGGCGUUAGACAAGGCUUUCUCUUUGACCGCACUCGGACGCCAUCUUGCGGAGCUUCCGGUGGACGUGCGGAUAGGGAAGUUGAUGUUGUUUGGUGCCAUCUUCUGUUGUGUCGACUCUGCCUUGACCAUGGCAGCGUUUCUAAGUCAUAAGAGCCCGUUUGUUGCGCCUUUUGGCAAGAAGUCUGAAGCUGACGCAAAAAGGAGAGAAUUUGCCUGCGCCAAUAGUGACCAGUUAACAACUUUAAGAGCUUAUAGGAAAUGGCAAGAGAGAUUAAAAUCAAGUACACACGCGGCUUUAGUAUUUGCAAAUGAACACUUCCUCUCACACAAAACGUUAAUGAUGUUAGCGGACAUCAAACACCAGUUGCUGGGCUUACUCGCUUCGAUAGGGUUCGUACCCGCCAUGCCUUCUUUGAGGAAGAAAAUGAGGAAAGACUCUGUUGCUGCCCUAACUGGUGACGAGUUGAAUUUAAAUGGAAAUAAUGAUAAGUUAUUGGCAGCCAUCUUGUGUGCAGCGCUAUAUCCAAAUGUUGUUAAGGUAUUAACCCCAGAGAAAUCAUUCCACAUGCAAGCCGGAGGAGCGAUACCAAGGCAACCAACACCAGAUGAACUAAAAUUCAAGACUAAAUCGGAUGGCUAUGUAGCAUUACAUCCCUCCUCGGUGAACUCCACAAUAGGCCACUACACCAGCCCCUACCUGGUGUACCAGGAGAAGGUGAAAACGUCCAGGGUGUUCAUUCGGGAAUGUUCCAUGGUGCCGCAGUUGCCGUUGGUACUGUUUUCAGGUUGUACGCUAGCGGUCGAGCUACAUAACGGCAGGUUCAUAGUGUCGUUGGAAGAUGGAUGGAUUAUGUUCCAAGUUGAGAAACAUGAGGUGGCUGAAAUGCUAAAAACAAUUCGAGUGGAACUUAUUAAUCUUCUAGAAGAGAAAAUAAACGAUCCCUCCCUAAAUCUGCUCCACUAUGAGAAAGGGAAUAGGAUAAUUAAAACAAUUGUUCAAAUAAUAACUAAAGAU
Molecule: messenger RNA, 3786 nt
Organism: Brenthis ino (lesser marbled fritillary)
Lineage: Eukaryota; Metazoa; Arthropoda; Insecta; Lepidoptera; Nymphalidae
Source: the annotation of a GenBank genome assembly